Messenger RNA from Colletotrichum lupini, 1626 nucleotides. RefSeq lists its product as uncharacterized. Lineage: Eukaryota; Fungi; Ascomycota; Sordariomycetes; Glomerellales; Glomerellaceae. The record is from RefSeq and is a predicted model, not a curated record. Bases 1 to 1626 code for a protein of 541 amino acids. The transcript has 17 exons.
AUGACUCUCGUCCGGGGGCCUGACACCAUCAUGCCGUCCUCAUACAACUGGCACAUAUUGGCCCCCUUUAACCCUAGGAAAUCGGGCCAAGGACCUGUUCGACUAUCUGCACGUUGCAAACGAGUGUCACCCCAUCUCGAUUGCCCCGGCAAGCAAUCGUCCGAGAGCAAAUCAUCCGGUCCCCCUCUUCCAUGGUGGGAAACGCAACAAAGCCUCUCCGAGGCCACCGACUAUGACCAGCUCCAACCACCGGCACCAGGCGACCCUGUCAAGGCUCUUCGGAUUUCGAUGAGCUCGAGACUCCGCCAACCCAGCUUCUUGGUGCCUCUCUCCGUCAGCACUGCCAGAACCCUUUUCCAGGUCGGUGCCACAAAUGCUCCGCGCAAAGCGUUGGUUCGACGCGUCGGCGUGGCGACGCUACGUACCUCGGCCAGUGCCCGGUUCAAUAAGCGCGGCAUUAUGUUCUCCCAGUACUCCUCGGGCUCCAUCGACGCUGCUUCCGAUAGCAUAUCAACGCAACACCCGCCCUCUCGUUCGCGAUGGUCUCUGGGGGUUCACCAAGUGUCAGCGGGCCGCGGGGUAAUAGCACGUGUCGGCGACGGUGCAACCUCGCCCGUCACACCGUCUUUCGUUAUCUCAUCCACCAGCACAGCGACUGUUGCAACCCAUGGGCAGAAAAGUGGCGGGCAGUUCACCCAGUUCUCCCCCCCCCCUCCCCAGGGCUGGCUGGUCCUGGGGUUGCAGUGGCAAAUACCAGUCAAGUGGCGGGCGACUGAUGAUGCUGGAGACGAGAGUGGAUGCGCUGUGAAGCUAUAUUCGGCAGAUCGUCCUGUUAGGGCCAUGGGCAUCAACAGGCGAGUCACCGGUCUCAAUCCACCCGCUUUUCCUCCCGCUUUGACAGCGGCCCUCUCUAUUCCCAGUUCCCACCGUCCGCCUUGUCUCAACCGCCUGCUCAUUGCAGGUAUUUACCGGCAUCACAUAUGCAAGCUAGAUAUUGCAGGCGUGUUCGACGGUGGACUACCUGGACCUGGAACCCGCCUGUCUUUUCGAAAAGAGACAAGAUGGAUUUGGAUGGAGACGUGCCAGAGAAAGAGGAGUUUUCACGUUGGACAGAAGCGAUACAGUAGUGUAGCGAAGGAGGAAACAUACUCCAUCAUCCCGCUGCGGAGCUGUUUCCUUCCUCUCUUUUGUCAUUCGCUGCAUCGUCUGAGCAAGUUUGAACGUCACAGGUACACAGUAUUUCUCUGGAUCCCGAUUGGGAAGGCCAGAGAGAGAUUUCCCCAAGGCGGAGUAACUAGAGGUUUAUGGAUGCGUGAUGUGCAGAAUUGCUGUUUUGGGGCGGAAAGGUUGUGGGGUUCAACUGCCGAAGUGUUGGCGGGAGCCUCCGAUGGAGAGCGGGAUGUUGUCCGUGAGGUGGUUGAUUGUCGUGAUCGUCUGGUUCGUUUCCUCUUGGGAAGUACGUGGUUUGCCGUGGAGUUGAUCGCCGGGCCCUCGGCCCUCAUCGAGCCGGUUUUACAUACACUUGUCAUUGUAGAUGGCACAUUCGUCGCCAUUAUUGGGAUCCCUGACUGGUUGAUACAGGGCUGUCCUACAGCUGCUACUUCUUCCAUCUUUCCAGUAUCAUAG